UUUAUCGAUAAAUCCACGGUCACACUGCAUACCAACGACAACAACAAAAUUCACUGCGCUGCGUAAUUAAUUAAAUAUUUUACAAAAUUCAAGCCAAACCACAGCAAAAAACAUUACUCCCGGACUGUGCAACGUAACGUAACUGUGUUCAAUCGAUUGCCAAAGCUUAAGAGAGCCAGUGGAAGCGAACCGCCAACAGAGAAUACACCGAAAUGGCCACUCGUAAGAAAUCGUUGCUGAAAGUCAUCAUACUGGGCGACAGCAGUGUGGGCAAGACCUCGCUCAUGAAUCAGUAUGUGAACAAACGCUUCUCCAACCAAUACAAAGCAACGAUCGGCGCCGACUUCUGUACGAAAGAGGUGGUUGUCAACGACCGUGUGGUCACAAUGCAGAUUUGGGAUACUGCUGGCCAGGAACGCUUCCAAUCGCUCGGCGUGGCCUUUUAUCGCGGCGCUGACUGCUGUGUGCUCGUCUACGAUGUGACGGCGCCCAACUCAUUCAAGAAUCUCGACUCCUGGCGUGACGAAUUCUUAAUACAGGCCAGUCCACGCGAUCCCGAGCAUUUCCCCUUCGUUGUGCUGGGCAACAAGGUGGACUUGGAUAACCGCCAAGUGUCCACGCGUCGGGCACAGCAAUGGUGUCAGUCCAAAAACGAUAUACCCUACUAUGAAACGUCAGCCAAGGAGGGCAUCAAUGUGGAGAUGGCGUUUCAGACCAUUGCCAAGAAUGCGCUGGAGCAGGAGGCAGAGGCUGAGGUUAUCAACGAUUUUCCCGAUCAGAUCAUCUUGAAUUCUCAAAAUAAUCGCCCAGGAAACCCAGACAACUGUCAGUGCUAAUGUAUUAACAGCAACAACAACAACGCAACGUGGAUAAUUACACAAUCUAUAUUAUAAAAUAAUAUUUGCAACAAAUUUAUGAACAUGAAAAGCAAAACAAACACACACACAAGAGGAGAACGAGACGACAGAAAGUGUUCUAUGAUUAAGUAAAACAAUUUCAGCAAAACAGCAUAGUAAUUAAUUAUUUGUUAGGACGACAACAAGUUCAGAAGUACAGAUCAGCAUCAGCAGACUUGUUUUAAGGGCCCCUGGCAAUGGCCCCUCCCCCCACCCGCACUUCCAACUACCUAAAACAGCCCGUCUCUACUACCUACACUCUAAGUAAACGUUCAAUAAAUAAGUAUGCUCUGUGUACUCAUAACUACAUAACAUAACAACAUAUUCAUAUGCAUGUGUCCGCCUCUCCUAGUACUAUUUUUGCCAUUUAAUUAGUCAAAUUUUAAUGCACGCAGCAGCUGCUGGGCUUUGCAAAACGGCAGGCAGGCGGCACCGCACCAUUGAGAAUACAAUAACAAAAGUAUCUUCGAAGCAAACAACAAAAUCUUGUGAUUGUAAAUUUAAUAAAACGAAACCCUUUUUUUUGUAUGUAAAUUAACCCAUAAAGUUAUUGCCCUUUUCCUGCAUUUUCUCAUCGAUUUGGCAACGAUACGAAUCUGCUCAGUUCCACCAAAAACUAUCACCCACACUUGCAUACGAAUCGAGCGUUAUUUUCGAUUAGUUAAUUUUGUUACUGGUAUAUAUCCUACUCGUACAAUAUAUAGUUUCUAUGUAAAUUGCUCCUUGUUUUUUCAUAAUACAUAUUCGUAAUGCUAAAUGGCGUGUAUUUGGUAUGUACUUUAUUCCACUAAUUAAUCAGUUUUUAUGCGUUUCUUUUUCGGUUUACUUUACACAAU
Drosophila subobscura is the source of this 1732-nucleotide messenger RNA. It is a transcript of the gene Rab7, whose product is annotated as ras-related protein Rab-7a. Gene Ontology annotation, cellular component: late endosome; phagocytic vesicle; lysosome. Gene Ontology annotation, molecular function: GTPase activity; GTP binding. The coding region runs from base 213 to 836 and encodes 207 amino acids. NCBI's taxonomy places the organism in Eukaryota, Metazoa, Arthropoda, Insecta, Diptera, Drosophilidae. Gene Ontology annotation, biological process: phagosome-lysosome fusion; endosome to lysosome transport. The record is from RefSeq and is a predicted model, not a curated record. The transcript has 4 exons.